AUGACGCGCCUCGGCACAUGGAGGGCCACCUACCUCGUCGCCCUGUCAUGUGUCGGCUCCUUUCUCUUCGCCUACGACACGGGCAUCGUGGGCGGCGUCCUGACGCUGCAGUCUUUCCAGCGGGACAUGGGCUUCAGCGACGGCGAGCAGGAGAAUGUCGCCUCGCUGUCGGCCAGUCUGCUGCAGGCGGGAGCCUUCUUCUCGUGCCUGUUCGUCUGGCCGUUUACCGCCCACUACGGCCGAAGAUGGGCUCUGGCCGUGGCAUCGCUCAUCUUCAACAUUGGCGCCGUGCUGCAGCUCUUCUAUCAGCAAGGCAUCGCGACCUGGUAUGCCGGGCGUACCAUCUCCGGCAUUGGCGCAGGCGUCGCAACCGUCGUCAUCCCCAUGUACUCGGCCGAAAUGGCCCCCAAGGAAAUCCGCGGCCAGCUCGGCAGCCUCUUCCAGUUCUUCUUCACCCUGGGCGUUGCCGUCAGCUACUGGGUCGACUACGGCGCCGCCCAGCACAUGCGGCCGUCGACGGCGCAGUGGCGCAUCCCCGUCGCCCUGCAGCUGGUGCCCGGCGGCAUCCUGGGGCUGGGCAUGCUCCUGACCAAGGAGAGCACGCGGUGGCUGGCCCAGCACGACCGGCACGAGGAGGCGCUGCAGUCGCUCGUCUGGGUGCGAGGCGGCGACAGCGUCGAGGUGCGCAUGGAGUUUCAUGAGAUUGUGGCGGGCAUCGAGGAGGAGGAGAGGCAGACGGCCGGCGUGACGUGGAGGGAGUAUUGGCUGCCGGCGAACCGAUAUCGCAUCUUCCUGGCCGUGACUCUCCAGAUUGGCGCCCAGAUAACGGGAAACACUUCCCUAGCAUACUGUACGAACGAGCCCCCCAAACCUCUUCUGAUAUCGUCUCUCAUCUCUCAUCCACACACAGUCUCCCCUCAAGUCUUCCAAGCCGUCGGCGCCGGCCAAAACGCCCUGCUCCUCAGCGGCUUCUUCGGCGUGUGCAAGGUCGUCAGCUGCGCCUUCUUCCUGCUCUUCCUCGUCGAGCGCAUCGGCCGCCGCUGGUCCCUGCUGGCCGGCUCGUUCCUCAUGGGCAUGUACAUGUUCAUCAUCAGCGUGCUCACGCAGCGGUAUCCGCCCAUGGGCAACGGGACGUUGACGCCGCCGGCCAUAGCCUCGAUUUCGAUGAUUUUCCUAGAAGCGAUGACAUUCAACACAUCGUGGGGUCCCAUCCCAUGGCUGUAUAUGAGCGAAAUCUUCCCGACAAGAGUCCGCGAAGGAGGCAUCGCCGUCGGCGCAGCCACCCAAUGGCUCUUUGGCUUCACGCUGUCCCAAGUGACGCCCGCCGCCGUCAACAAUCUCCGAUGGAAGGCCUUUCUCAUGUUUUGCUGCUUCAACUGGGCGCUGGUGCUGUACACCUGGUUCUUCAUCAAGGAGACAAAGGGCCUGUCUCUGGAGGAAAUGGACACUUGUGAGUUUUUCCAAAACCUACAACAACCCCCGACUAAGAAACCUCAAAACAUGUGCAUCUUUGAACCAUCUCAACCGGGAAAUAUCAUUGAUGAAAGCGUCGCUGGUUUCGCUGUCCGGUUGUCGCCUCUCCGGGCCGCUCUCCCGCAGCCGAGGCGGCGGUUGAGCUCAGGAGCCUUCACAGGCUGUAGUCGCCACCUCUCGACCACUGCUACUACAGGGCAAACUCCAUCAAAAGACGCCAUGUCUUGCGUCUCACUCAUCCUGACGCCGGACGUGCUUCUAAGCGUUCGAGAGUUUUGGUUCGAGCACCUGGCGGGCCCAGAUAGCCUCGUCAUGCCCAGCGCAGAAGAGAACAAGAGAUGGUUCUUUGGCGGAUCAGAGUUUGACAAGCUAUGCGUUGAGCGCUUCGCCCCUACUCUAGAAGCCAUCCGCAAGGAGGGCAUCAAAUCAGGCCACGACAUCAUCUACGCCCUGCAGCCCAGAGACGCCCACGACUGGCUCAGCCUGGUGCUCCUCCUAGACCAGAUCCCGCGCAACUGCUACCGCGGCGAGAGCUCGGCCAUCGUCUUCGCCUACUUCGACGCCAUGGCCCGCGACGUCGCGCUGGAAGCCCUUCAGCGCGGCGUCCCCGACGAGUGGCCCGAGAUUCGCUGGCGCUUCGCCUGCCGCGGCUGGUUCUACGUGCCGCUGAUGCACUCCGAGGACGUCGACCUGCACGAGCUGGCGGUGCAAAAGUACCGGGCCUUUGCCCGCGACGUCGAGAGCCUGCUGCUUCCCGAAGACGACGCCAACGCCAACGCCAACGGCGACGAGUCCGACGUCGCUCACGAGUACCGCAUCGCGGCGCAGCGGGUGAUGCAGGCGAACCCCGAGGCGGCCAAGGACUACGGCCAGCUAAACCUGACCUUUGAGAAGAGGCACUGGGCCAUCAUCAAGCGGUUUGGACGGUACCCGCACCGGAACCGGGUCCUGGGGCGGGAGACGACGGGCGAGGAGCGCGACUAUCUGGAGAAUGGGGGAGACACGUUCGGAGGGUGA
Trichoderma aggressivum f. europaeum is the source of this 2490-nucleotide messenger RNA. RefSeq lists its product as uncharacterized. The record is from RefSeq and is a predicted model, not a curated record. Gene Ontology annotation, biological process: transmembrane transport; carbohydrate transport. Bases 1 to 2490 code for a protein of 829 amino acids. Gene Ontology annotation, cellular component: membrane. Lineage: Eukaryota; Fungi; Ascomycota; Sordariomycetes; Hypocreales; Hypocreaceae. The transcript has 9 exons. Gene Ontology annotation, molecular function: carbohydrate:proton symporter activity; protein binding.